Molecule: messenger RNA, 1245 nt
Organism: Trypanosoma cruzi
Lineage: Eukaryota; Euglenozoa; Kinetoplastea; Trypanosomatida; Trypanosomatidae
Product: mucin-associated surface protein (MASP), putative
Exons: 1
Coding region: 1-1245 (414 amino acids)
Source: RefSeq, a predicted model, not a curated record
AUGGCGAUGAUGAUGACUGGCCGUGUGCUGCUGGUGUGUGCCCUCUGCGUGCUGUGGUGCGGUGCUGCGGUGGAGGCGGAGGGUGAUGAUGUUACUGAACCACAAGAUGAACCAUCGAGGGCUUCACAGUCUGCAUCUGAGGGCGGCCAUGAAGAAGAACCGGAUAUACGAAAUCCAGUCGGUGAAGUGUUGAACACCUCAGAAGGACCGUUAGUUGCGCGAGACUUAACGAAGGUCAGCCCUCAAAAAACUUCUUUCAAACAACCACCAAGAGAUAAUGGUGGGGCGGCAGGAAAAGAAGAAAAAGUAGAAGUAAAGAAGGUGGGAGAUGAGGAAACAAGAAGUGAUGGAGAAGAACCACCAAAAGAUCAUUCAGAAGGAACGCAGGAACGCGAUGGCCCAAAAGAAAACGAAAGGAACCCAUCUCCAACACCAGCAGAGAAAAUGUUGACCAGUGGAGAUAAAACAGCAGAACAUGCAGGACGGGCGGGCCAAGCAAUAAGAGCGCCACAAUCACCAGAAUCUGAUGGAACUCGACCCAGUGGCAGUUCUGUUGGAGGUUCUAAACGGGGUGAAAGUUCCAAUUUGGAUAAUUCUGCUUCUGAUGGUGGCAAACAAUCUGCUGUUGACGGUUUAGGUUCCGGUGGUGGAACUGUCUUGGACCCCAAUGGUGGUGGUGGAAGUAGUGGAAGAGGCGGCGGCAGUUCUCGAGGUGACUCUUCAGUUUCUCCUCUUUCUACGGCUGGCAUUUCUUCAUCUUCUGCCCUCGAUGCCCCAUUUGUUCAGAGCACGCAACCUUCAGAAAAGGGUCUACAGUCGGAAACAAUGUCUCUUGGAACCGCAUUACCCAACGAGCAGCCAAAGGAGAGAUCAGGAUCCAAAGCAAAACAGGGCUCCUCUACUUCAGAAGAAGCCGCAGAAAGUCUAGAUGAUAGUGGGGAUGCAGUUGAAAAGGAGAAAGAGAAGGGAGACAUUGGACCGAAAGCCACUACAAGCCUAUCUUCUACUACCAGCUACCCACCAGUAACACGAACAACUCCACGAUCAUCCGAAAAACCAUCACCAACAAAAACGGAAGUUCAAGCAGGAAAGGAAACCUCAACAGAAAAUGUCACCAUCACCAAGAGAAAUGACACGGCGACACCUGGCGACAGUGACGGCAGCACCGCGGUCUCCCACACCACCUCCCCUCUUUUGCUUCUUCUUUUUGCGUGUGCGGCUGCUGCUGUAGUGGUGGCCGCGUGA